Molecule: messenger RNA, 2075 nt
Organism: Oryza brachyantha (malo sina)
Lineage: Eukaryota; Viridiplantae; Streptophyta; Magnoliopsida; Poales; Poaceae
Product: deoxyribodipyrimidine photo-lyase
Exons: 10
Coding region: 95-1606 (503 amino acids)
Biological process (GO): photoreactive repair
Molecular function (GO): deoxyribodipyrimidine photo-lyase activity
Source: RefSeq, a predicted model, not a curated record
CCCAAAUUCACACCAACCGACGCGCGCGGUGGUGGCCGAGGAAGAGACGCCCUUCCCUUUCUUCCUCCCUCACCGCCGACCCGCCGCGCGAGCGAUGCCACCGACCGCCGUGAGCCCGGCAAGCCCAGUGCCGGCAGGCCCGAGCCCGGCCCACCCGUCCCGCGUGCGGGUGAUCCACCCUGGGGGCGGCGGCGGCGGGCCGGUGGUGUACUGGAUGCUGCGGGACCAGCGGCUCGCCGACAACUGGGCGCUCCUCCACGCGGCCGGCCUCGCCGCCGCCGCCGAGUCCCCACUCGCCAUCGCGUUCGCGCUGUUCCCCAAGCCCUUCCUCCUCUCCGCGCGGCGCCGCCAGCUCGGGUUCCUCCUCCGCGGCCUCCGCCGCCUCGCCUCCUCCGCCGCCGCCCGCCGCCUCCCCUUCUUCCUCCUCACCGGUGGGCCCGCGGAAAUCCCGGCGCUGGUGCGGCGGCUGGGUGCGUCGACGCUGGUGACUGACUUCUCGCCGCUCCGGCCGGUGAGGGAGGCGCUCGACGCGGUGGUCGGCGACCUGCGGCAGGACGCGCCCGGCGUGGCCGUGCACCAGGUGGACGCGCACAACGUGGUGCCUGUGUGGGCGGCAUCGGGGAAGCUGGAGUACUCGGCCAAGACCUUCAGAAGCAAGGUGAGCAAGGUGAUGGAGGAGUACAUGGUGGAGUUCCCUGAAUUGCCUGCGGUGGCACCAUGGGACAGGGAGCAGCCGGAGGCCGUCGACUGGGACGCACUCAUUGAAAGGGUUUGCAGUGAGGCAGAGAAUGUGCCGGAGAUUGACUGGUGUGAGCCUGGGGAGGAGGCAGCCAUGGAGGCGCUUCUCGGGAGCAAGGACGGUUUUUUGACCAUGAGGAUCAAGAGCUACGAAACUGACCGGAACGAUCCGACGAAGCCACGGGCAUUGUCUGAUCUUUCUCCAUACCUUCAUUUUGGGCACAUCUCGGUGCAGCGGUGUGCCCUUGAGGCAAAGAAGCGCCGACAUCUUAGUCCCAAGUCUGUCGAUGCAUUCUUGGAGGAGUUGGUAGUGAGGAGGGAAUUGGCUGACAACUUUUGCUAUUACCAACCUCAAUAUGAUUCGCUGUCUGGUGCUUGGGACUGGGCUAGGAAGACACUGAUGGAUCAUGCUGCUGAUAAAAGAGAGCACAGCUAUACGAGGGAACAGCUUGAGAAUGCAAAAACACAUGAUCCUUUGUGGAAUGCAUCGCAAUUGGAGAUGGUAUACCAUGGAAAAAUGCAUGGAUUCAUGAGAAUGUACUGGGCCAAAAAGAUUCUAGAAUGGACUAGUGGGCCUGAAGAAGCCCUUUCAAUAGCAAUUUAUUUAAAUGACAAGUAUGAGAUAGAUGGCAGGGACCCCAGUGGAUAUGUCGGCUGUAUGUGGUCCAUAUGUGGCCUCCAUGAUCAGGGUUGGAAGGAGCGUCCAGUAUUUGGAAAGAUACGUUACAUGAAUUACGCGGGCUGCAAGAGAAAGUUUGACGUUGACGCUUACAUUUCUUAUGUCAAAAGAUUGUCUGCUCAAUCCAAGAAGAGGAACGCUGAGGCGUCACUGAAUUGUGUUGUCAAGCAUUCGAAGUCUCAUAACUAAAUCAAAGUACGAAUAGGAUGAACAUUUUAUUUGUGUGGUAUACUGCCAUGAGCUCGGAAAAUAGAACUAUGCUAACUGGAGAUAGAUCAUGUAGGGUUUACACUUCAUGAUAAUCGUGUAACUUCUAAUCAUUCAAAAUUUGCUAGCAUUUUUAAGACAAUCUAAAUACCAGUUGAAUUCAAGUGACAGAUUGAUCGUUAACACUUGAACAAAAAGUAUUGUGACUGCCUGAUAAAUGGUUUAGCAAAUUUCAGUGAAGCUCAAUCUAACCAGUUUCUGAUUUUCCAUGAUACAGCCAAAUGAGCUCAACUUAUUGUUUGUAAUAUUCUUAUGUUCCGUCUUGUUGUACCUUUUUAUUUCCUAUGAUCGAAAUGGGUUUGUAUGGCGAACAUUGAGGCCAAAAGUGCUCAUAAUCGUGAUGAAAACAUGUUUGAAGGCAACCCAUUUCUAGGCUCACUUUCUUAAUUUC